AACAAUUUAUCGACAUCCAAAACAACUUUUCUCCAUCCAACCCCACGAGCUCCCAUAUGAGCCCACAAAAGAGAGAGAGGUCGUCUUCAUUAUCGUCGGUGUCGUCCACGCCCUCCGCCCCCGCCCCCGCCACCGUGACAACUAGGAAGAGAGUCAAGCUCGAGACGAGAGAAUGUCCUAUCUGCAAAGAGCACAUACCUUUACGACUCCUCGCUAAACACUCGGAUCUCGAGUCCCAACGCGUCGAGAAGAUUGUUCAGAACGUCGGCUCAACGGAUAUCCUAGCUGCUGAAUUUGAGGAAGGGUCCAGUACAUCAUUUUCACGUAGAAAGUCUGCCGUUCGUGCUCAGAAGUCCUUUAAAUCCAAAGACGCCGCCAACACUCAAACUACCAAGAUGCUGCAGAAGAUUAAACGGAACCGAAAAAGGAGGCAUGCUGGGCUGAAGGAAAUGACGAGGGAGGAUGAGGAAGGUUACUUGCAUGCUCCCCGCCGGAGAACGCAGUUUUGCGGAGAGAUUGUGUGUCCCGUUUGUCUGACGACGGUAACGGGAGAUGACGACGUGUUGGACGCACAUGUAGAUGCAUGUUUGGCAGGUGAGGCCAGACGGAUGGAUGAAGAGAGGGUGCAGAGGGAGACGCUCCGGAGAGAAGAGGAAGAAGAGGAGUGGGAAGACGAUGGGCCAGUUGUUGGGGACGUUAGAGGUACUGGCUUCCAUACGCGCAAUAGGAAUGAGCAGGAUAUAGAGGAAGAAAUCGACAUUGAUGGCGACGACGAAGCAUUCGGGUGUCCUCAAUUUACAGAGGGCGAUAUCCUGGGUCCAGCACCAGCGCCCGAAGCUGAGGUCGAUGUAGACAUUGAGAAUGAAGGAGGGGACGACGCUGCGAUGACAUUGCGGGAUUUGGUGGCUGAGGGUAAGGUCACGAAGGGGAAGGAGAAGACUUACGAGGGUCUGGAUGUCGUGAAAGCCAAGAUGGACGAGGUCAUGGGUGUUGGCGACGCCGAUAGGAUGGACCGCGCUGUUUUGACAGCCAGGAAAUCGGGUAACCGUCCAGCGUUGAUCAAGGCAUUGGAGGAGAAGGUUAAAUAUCUGGAGGCGACUAGAGUUUCUUCGUCGACAUCGCUUCUGUGCCGUAUUUGCCUAGAUCCGUACAACGAACCUACGGUGUCGACGGGAUGCUGGCACACCUGUUGUCGUGAAUGCUGGCUUCGGUGUUUAGGAUCUACUAAGCUUUGUCCUAUUUGCAAGCGGAUUACUGGUGCUACAGACCUGCGGCGAGUGUAUCUCUAGUACUUAUUGUUGUUGUUGUAUGUAUAAUAUAGUCGAUAUAUUUUGGUUUUUCAUGACGGCUCUGCCUAUCUUUGAAGUCAUG
Messenger RNA from Desarmillaria tabescens, 1371 nucleotides. RefSeq lists its product as uncharacterized. Gene Ontology annotation, biological process: protein ubiquitination. The transcript has 5 exons. Gene Ontology annotation, molecular function: ubiquitin protein ligase activity. Lineage: Eukaryota; Fungi; Basidiomycota; Agaricomycetes; Agaricales; Physalacriaceae. The record is from RefSeq and is a predicted model, not a curated record. The coding region runs from base 57 to 1289 and encodes 410 amino acids.